Molecule: messenger RNA, 1129 nt
Organism: Seminavis robusta
Lineage: Eukaryota; Bacillariophyta; Bacillariophyceae; Naviculales; Naviculaceae
Source: the annotation of a GenBank genome assembly
UCCAAACGUUCCGUUCACUUGUGGCAAGCAAGAGAUGGGACGAUCACAAUGAUUUUUGAUCGAGUGUGAGGUAGAGUCGAAGCAGAAUCGAAUCAAAUCGUUCAUUUACUUCAUCAUCAUCAUGCCUGUUUCCUCAUACCCACACCCCAAACCAACACCGAACUCCCCGCCCAGCCGGCAAACUGAUUUCGAGAUCAAUCGUGCUCUAUUCUGGGCUGCCCGGGUGGGAGAUCAUGACACAAUCGCUGCGUUACCACGAAUCGCAAAUCGGUCCUGUUACGGGUGCUCUUGGGACCCAGUCAAUGAAGCAGGAUGGACCCCGCUUUGCUUGGCGGCCAAGAGCACUGGACCCCGUGCACUCAGCACUGUCCGACUCUUGGUGGAAAGGGGAGCCAAUGUCUACCGGCGAACUUGCGGUGGAAUGUCUCCUCUUUCCAUUGCUAUUCUGUUUGGCUCCUGCGACACGGCCAAGUUUCUGGUUGGUCGAACGGAGCAAAACAUCAUUGCGGCUUCCUCCAUGGGGAAACUGGGUCGCUGUACGAAGAAAUUGAGCUCUUGCUUGAGCACGAUGGUUCAGCUGGCCGUCUCUACCGAAGACGAGGCUCGAGACCAGUGGACCGAACUAGCACGGGAGCUUGUGACAAGGGGCGCCACCGUCGACACGUUCGAUGCAGACAAGAACACGCCCCUUAUCGCGGCUCUUUGUCACCAGCACUAUCCACUGGCAAGAUUUCUGGUUCAACAGGGCGCCAGUGUCAACCGGCACAAACGCGGUCGUAGAGAGGGGUUUCCUUUGAGUUACGCCGUUCAAGAUGGACGAUGGAAACUGUUUGCGUUGCUUCUUCAGAAAGGAGCCUCUCCCGCUCGUGUCACGCAAAAAAUGAUCCUUCAAAGCGGCACGAACGUUUUCCGUGAUCGGACAAAGGAUGGAUGGUCACCACUAGAACUGGCAGCAGCGAGUGGAAGUUUGCAUCUGAUCUUCGUAAUGGUCUUUGCACAUGUAAUGGUGGAAGGAAAGAUAUGAGUCCAUGGGGGUGUUUGUACCGUAGUUCCCUAAACUAAUCUACAAAAUCUGCUGCAUCGCUGAACAGAAAUCUAAUCAAUCUCUUGGAAGCCAUUAUCCCGAGCC